This is a messenger RNA of Gadus macrocephalus (Pacific cod), 5716 nucleotides long. RefSeq names its product FERM domain-containing protein 5. The transcript is spliced from 15 exons. Gene Ontology annotation, cellular component: cytoskeleton. Bases 252 to 2024 code for a protein of 590 amino acids. Lineage: Eukaryota; Metazoa; Chordata; Actinopteri; Gadiformes; Gadidae. The record is from RefSeq and is a predicted model, not a curated record.
UAAAGUUGCAUUGGUGAACAGCGGAGCUGUGAUGCGCCGGUGGGGGUGAUGCCGCGGAUCUGGGGACGUCCUAGGAUUCGAGCCUCGCAUUGGCACACUUGAUGGGACAAAGAUGCAUCACACGUCGGCGGUUGUAUCGGUAGCUGGGGCUCGUUUACGUGACCGAAGAAUGUGGCCAAUGUGACAUCAUUUAUGCAGUGUUUAGUGGAUUGUUCUGGUCCUAGAACGCCGACCAGCAAUUUUCUGAGAAGAUGUUGAGCCGAUUUAUGAGUGGCAGCAUCAGGAAUCUUGAACGAGAAUACAACUGCACCGUCAGACUCUUGGAUGAUACGGAAUAUACGUGUACCAUUCAGAGGGAUGCUAAGGGACAAUACCUGUUUGAUCUCAUCUGCCACCACCUCAACCUGCUCGAGAAGGACUACUUUGGCAUCAGAUAUGUGGAUCCAGACAAACAACGGCAUUGGUUGGAGGUCACAAAAUCAAUCCCAAAGCAGAUGAAAUCCCAGCCGCCGUUCACGAUGUGUCUGAGGGUGAAGUUCUACCCCCCGGACCCCGCUGCCCUCAAGGAGGAGAUCACACGAUACCUUGUUUUCUUGCAAAUCAAGCGGGAUCUGUACCACGGCCGUCUGCUGUGUAAAACGUCGGACGCGGCCAUGCUGGCUGCCCACAUCCUUCAAGCGGAAAUAGGGGACUACGACCCUGGGAAGCAUCCGGAAGGCUACAGCUCCAAAUUCCAGUUCUUUCCCAAACACUCGGAAAAGCUGGAGAGGAGGAUCGCUGAUAUACACAAGACAGAGCUCAUCGGACAGACCCCUGAAACAUCUGAGCUCAACUUCCUGCAGAAGGCCCAGAGUCUGGAGACAUACGGCGUGGACCCCCACCCCUGCAAGGAUGUGUCGGGGAACCCAGCAUUUCUGGCCUUCACGCCGUUUGGUUUUGUGGUGCUUCAGGGAAACAAGAGGGUGCAUUUCCUCAAGUGGCACGAGGUUACGAAACUGAAGUUCGAAGGCAAGACGUUCCAUAUAUAUGCAAAUCAGAAAGAGGAUAAGAAGAUCAUCCUGACGUACUUCGCACCGACGCCAGAGGCCUGCAAGCACCUAUGGAAAUGUGGGGUGGAGAACCAAGCCUUCUACAAACUGGAGAAGUCCAGCCAGGUCCGCACGGUGUCCAGCAGCAACCUGUUCUUCAAGGGCAGCCGCUUCCGCUACAGCGGACGAGUGGCCAAAGAAGUGAUGGAGCAGAGCGCCAAAAUCAAACGGGAACCUCCUGAAAUACACAGUCCCUUAAUGGCUGGCCUAGUGCCCAGCAGAAGCUGUCCCUCCAUAACCCACGGCCCGCGUCUCAGCAGCGUGCCGCGGACCCGGCGGAGGGCCGUCCACAUCUCCAUCAUGGAGGGUCUGGAGUCGUUGCGUGACAGCGCCCACUCCACGCCGGUGCGCUCCGUCUCCCACGGCGACUCCUUCAUGACGCGCUCCCGGAGCCAGGCGGCCGACGUGGGCGGGAGCACCUCCAUCAUCUCGGACGAGGCCUACAGCCCGUCGGACAGCGUGCUGCCCACGCCCGUGGCCGAGCACCGCAGCGUGGAGCACGCGGCGGCGGCGGCGGCCAACGGGGCGUCCGGCAGCAUCCAGGAGGAGAAGGAGUCGGAGGCCGGCACCCCCACGGCCGGGGAGCCCGGCGGGGGGGAGGUGGACGGCGGCGGCCGGGCGACGCCGCGGGCGGGCGCGCCGCUCAGCGAGGUGGAGCAGGCCAACAAGUUUGUGCUGAGCGUGCUGCGCCUGCUGCUGGUGACCGUGGGCCUGCUGUUCGCGCUGCUGCUGCUGCUCAUCGUGCUCACCGAGUCCGACCUGGACGUGGCCUUCCUCAGCGACAUCCGGCAGACGCCCGAGUUCGAACAGUUCCACUCGGAGUACUUCUGCCCGCUGCGGCGGUGGUUCGCCUGCCGGCUGCGCUGGGCGGGCGGCCUUCUCCUCGAGGAGGAGCGCGCGGGGGCGGCGGAGGAGGAGAGCGCCCCCGCCGAGUGAGAGGAGGCCUGAGACGCGGUCGUCGUCGUUGCGUGGCGGUGGUUUCGAGAGAAGACGACGCGGGGGACUCGGCGGGGGGGUGGAGCGGCGGAGGGGCGGCACCCUGAAGGAGGCCUGAAUGAACGCUGCUUCUGUCAUCCUCCCCCCCGGGGGGCCUCAGACACCCCAGAGUUCUCCCAGGAACCGCGGCCACCCGGAGCGCUCUCCUGUCCGGCCUCUUGUUGCCCAGCUCCACCCCCUUUUGUUGUCCCUCCUGUGAAGCACGGAUACAUUUCUGCUUCUUUCUUUUCUUUUCUUUUCUUAUUCAGGUCAUUUCAGGUAUUUAUUUUUUCAAAUAAUAGAAAUGAAAAAAAUAUGAAACUGGAUUCAGAAGUACUGAGAUCAUUUAAAUAGUUCCUUAUUUUUGAGGAACGAGCUAGUUGUGUUAUUUAUUGUUUUGAGGGGGAUCAACACAAGUGCUGAGAGGUGAUGGGGGGGGGGGGGGGCGCUCCAGGUCAUCAUCAUUACAAGGGAAGAUUUUAGUUUGUUUCAAAAGUUGUAGUCAGAAAGAACACUGACUGGCUUCAGGGUACCAUCUGUGCGGACGAAGGCCAGUAAGGGUCAAAUGCUCGGCUGGAGUCUGCACAGCAGCAUGAAGCCAGGGUGAAAACCACUUGCCUUUUCUUUUUCAAGACGUUGAUAACUAACGACGGUUUGGGAUUUUUUUGAUUGUUUCAGGACGGUUUCAACUGAAGUAUUAAUACACAGCGUACAAAUAAGUGAGAGAGAGAGAGAGACUCGAUUUGUAUUUCUAAAGUUUUAUAAAUCAAUUGGUAAUUAAAAGUGUAGUGUAAGAGGUGAUUAAGCAGAGGUGUUUAAGCCGGUCUCACAGGUAUUGAAGGUCAGUCUCUUUUGAAGACCAACUGGCAUAAAAAUUAGUCAAGUUAGUUGUGCAAUGUCCUCAUCGUUUACUUUUAUUCUUUACUCUGAAAACUCUCAAUUCUCUUGAGUUGUGCUACUUUUCAAAACAGAAUGAUUCAACUUUGAAUUUGGUUUUUAUGCAGAAUUCAGAUUUAUUUUGUUUUCAUAUCAAACUUGCUUUUAGGAUUCUGUAUCAUAUAAUUAUUGUUAGGGUAAGAAUAAUUAUGUACUUUUGUACAAAUUAGUUUAUUUCAUAAUAUAUACUUACAGGUUUCCCAUGUAUAUUUUAACAGAAGUUAUUUUGUUAUGAAAGAUUAAAUUAUACCUUUUGUAGCGCUGUGUUUCAAGUGAGGUCAAAAGCGACAGGAACUUACAGGAGAGGGACGCGUUCAGAAAGCUUCUAUCCAGAUCCACACAAUCCCAUCACACCUGGCUCUCCACCAGCAACGAAGCAGCUUUCACACAGUAUGCACAACCUUUCCUCAUCAAUAACAGCCCAUUUGUUUUGAAGGAUAUCCAGUCUGGAUAAUGUGAGGGACAUGUCAUUACAGCUCCCAGGUUUUGUACAUUUUCAAUAUCUCAAAUGUACCUUAUGAAAUUGUACAUUUACGCUUGUGUACAUUUUGCGUUUGUUUUAGAUUCGACUAUGCAGACUUCUCUGCCUCAUGUUCAGCUCACAGGAGCAAUAAUUCUGAAAUCCCUGCUGAAUUCUGGGUAAUAUCAACAUUUUCUACUGUGUUUCUACUUUCUGUACCAGGUGCUGGUGCUAUGUUUAGGAGUGUGUAAGGUAACGCUUUAUAGAUAAAGCGUUACUAUGCGCUUCAUAUAUAAAGCGUUACCGUGUGUUAUAGUGUCAGUACGUAGGACUGGACAAAACGUUAAGGCGGUCAUAUGGGCUAAAAGAGAAAGAAUAAUUGGAUCAGAUUGAGAAAGUAGGAAAAGGGAAGGAAGGAAAACAAUGGAACGUCAGUGGAUUUUAUUACAGUAGAUCCAGUGACUAGUCUCCUUAUUUGAAGGUAUAAAAGAAUCUUAGAAAGGGAACUUGAGCACUUGGUGAUUUGAAUGAACUGGGCUCCCAUGUUGAAGCCUCAUGGAUGAACCCUAUGAAGCAGCCCACCGUCUACAACCUGUCCCCCUAGUGGUUGGUGGCGGCCCCUUCCUAGUAAAGAGCCAGUGUUGUGUGUUUAUCAAACCACAUAGGGCUGUGUAGGCCUACCUUUAGGCGGUUUCUGAGUCAUAUCUCACCUGGGCCCAGGUAGACAGGGUUAAGGAGAAGCACCACUAGCUUAAUGCAUCAACAGUUGGAUUACAUUGCUAGUAUAGUCUUCAAGAUAGUCAUUGGGAGAGGAUCAUAUUCAUUGGGAGUGUUUUUAACAGGGUGUAUGAAGUAAGAUGCAUAGUUUGUAUGUAUGAGUCAAAUACGUCUAGGGAGGAAUUUCAGCAGUGGGGUUUCAAUACGAGGGGUUUGACAACAUUCUCUCACAGACAUUUUACAGCACAACGGAGACCAAACAGUAUAGUCCUUAGUGGUCCUUUCUCAUGCAUCUCUUAGCAUUAUGUAGCGUUCACCAAUAGGUAAUAGUAUUCAACAAGCAAUAAUCAGUGGAAUUGUCAACAGCAAUGAAAAUGACAAAGUACAAAAAUCUAACAUUGAAUGUUUGAUAUUGAACUACAAGCCUAUUUUGAUUUGCUUUUAUUUGUACAAAACCUGUAACAGAUCACAUAACAUCUGUGAACCAGACCUACAUUGGAAAUGCAAUCAAGCUAUUUUGUCACUGUCAUUUGUGACGUGAAAUAGAUUCAAAUCGUUUUCUUAUUUUUACAUGUCUUGUUUUGAUGCUUCCCUGGCUUCAGCGUGCGUUUGCUUAAAUAUCACUGAAAGUGGCGAAGAUGAAACCUAACAAAUUGUAAAAUUUGGAAAUCUUGCCCAUUUUAACAGAAAAAAAUAAGAAUGAAUCUUUCUACUAGUUUGUGUCUCCCUUUUGCAUUGUUUAAUGAGCAGACACAUGUUUGGCUAUACACUGUUUAUUGACUCAAGUGAUCAGUGCAGGUAUGUUCCAUGUGAUAAAGCUUAGUUCUUACUCCUUUGUUUCAGGUUUCUGUCAUGUUUACAUUAUUCACUGAGCCAACAAUAGGCUGAAUAUAGGUAGGGGAGUCCAUGCUUGAACAAGGUGCAUCCAAUACAAUUUAAAAGUUUGUUUCAAAAGGUCCAGCUACUUGAAAACCCUUAGUAUUCAUACUAAGUAUUCUUAGUAUACAUACAUAUGUAGUCUUCAACAUCUAAGGAAGCAAACCUUAACACAUCUCUCUGAUAGUACACCUUAUAGAAUGCUUUACAAUGACUGGAUUGGCUGGAUUACGACCAAUCAUCUGGGCUGAACUUUGAUAUUAGACAUAUCAGAUGUAAAUUGAUUACUUUAAUUAUGCAGAGGGCAUGUGAACACUCUUAUAGUAAAACAGUUCCAAGAUUGAUUGACUGUGCAGACAGGCGUAUGCAUGCAGUAUAUGCAUCAUACACAUCUGUAGGUUGCAUUUAAUAAACCCUGAUUUUCUGUCCUAGGGAUGGAGUUGCUUUUGAUUUAUUGAAUAUGUAUACACAAUAUAUAUACAUAUAUAUACACACACACAUCCAUGUGCCAAAUCGAGUUCAUGUGCAGUCCGAUCCAUUCCAGUCCCAUGUUUAUACAGUAACCCUUCUCUAGAAGUCAGUAUACAUUUAUUUGUCUAAUAGUUCCUUGUAACUGGUGCCAUUACAGCUACCCUAACUUGAAAUAAACAUAGAAAAAUAUGUA